Molecule: messenger RNA, 774 nt
Organism: Microthlaspi erraticum
Lineage: Eukaryota; Viridiplantae; Streptophyta; Magnoliopsida; Brassicales; Brassicaceae
Source: the annotation of a GenBank genome assembly
AUGGAAGGAGGAUCUACCAAUACCGGCGCGGAGACACUUGAGAUUCAACCUCCAAAUCAGAUCUUUAUCCUCUCCGGACAAAGCAAUAUGGCCGGACGCGGCGGAGUCGUCAAGGACCACCACCACAACCGCUGGGUAUGGGAUAAAAUCGUUCCGCCGGAAUGCGUACCUGACUCAUCGAUCCUCCGCCUGAGCGCAGAUCUCCGGUGGGAAGAAGCGCGGGAGCCGCUCCACGUCGACAUCGACACCGGUAAAGUGUGCGGUGUAGGUCCGGGGAUGGCGUUCGCGAACGCGGUGAAGAAUCGCCUGGGAACAGAUUCGGGCGUGAUCGGAUUGGUUCCGUGCGCUUCCGGUGGAACGGCGAUAAAAGAGUGGGAGCGUGGGAGCCACUUGUACGAGACGAUGGUUAAGAGGACGGAGGAGAGCAGGAAAUGCGGCGGAGAGAUCAAAGCGGUGCUGUGGUAUCAAGGAGAGAGUGACGUGUUGGACAUCCACGACGCCGAGAGUUACGGGACCAAUAUGGACCGUCUGAUCAAGAACCUCCGUCAUGAUCUCAACCUCCCUUCUCUUCCCAUUAUUCAGGUGGCAAUAGCAUCAGGAGGAGGAUACAUAGAUAAGGUGAGAGAAGCACAGCUUGGUCUGAAACUUUCAAAUGUGGUUUGUGUAGAUGCUAAGGGAUUGCCGCUAAAGCCCGACAAUCUUCACUUAACCACUGAGGCUCAAGUCCAGCUUGGUCGCUCCUUAGCACAAGCUUACCUUUCCAACUUCUGCUAG